Molecule: messenger RNA, 3885 nt
Organism: Canis lupus familiaris (dog)
Lineage: Eukaryota; Metazoa; Chordata; Mammalia; Carnivora; Canidae
Gene: CYP2J2
Product: cytochrome P450 family 2 subfamily J member 2
Exons: 9
Coding region: 94-1602 (502 amino acids)
Biological process (GO): xenobiotic metabolic process
Cellular component (GO): cytoplasm; intracellular membrane-bounded organelle
Molecular function (GO): heme binding; iron ion binding; oxidoreductase activity, acting on paired donors, with incorporation or reduction of molecular oxygen, reduced flavin or flavoprotein as one donor, and incorporation of one atom of oxygen
Source: RefSeq, a predicted model, not a curated record
CGGGGCGGGCAGGCGGUCCUGCGAGCUCAGCAGCAGGGACAGGCAGGGACGUCUCCGGCUCAGCGCUCAGCAGAGCGAGAGGACGCGAGAGCCAUGCUCGCGGCGGUGGGCUCCCUGGCGGCCACCCUCUGGGCAGUGCUUCAUCUCCGCACCCUCCUGCUGGGUGCCGUCGCCUUUCUGUUCUUUGCUGAUUUCCUCAAAAGACGGCGCCCAAAGAACUACCCGCCGGGCCCCGUUCCCCUGCCCUUCGUGGGCAACUUCUUCCAUCUGGACUUUGAGCAGUCGCACCUGAAGCUGCAGCGGUUUGUAAAGAAAUAUGGAAACGUUUUUAGUGUGCAGAUGGGUGACAUGCCUUUAGUUGUUGUAACUGGAUUGCCCUUGAUCAAAGAAGUUCUUGUGGACCAGAACCAAGUCUUUGUGAACCGCCCUAUCACACCUAUCCGUGAACGUGUCUUUAAGAACAGUGGAUUGAUCAUGUCUAGUGGCCAAAUAUGGAAGGAACAAAGAAGGUUCACCCUGGCAACACUAAAGAACUUUGGUCUAGGAAGGAAGAGCAUAGAGGAACGCAUUCAGGAGGAAGCCCAUCAUCUCAUCCAGGCGAUAGAGGAGGAGAAUGGACAGCCUUUCAACCCUCACUUCAAGAUCAACAAUGCAGUUUCCAAUAUCAUUUGCUCUAUCACCUUUGGAAAGCGCUUUGAGUACCAGGAUGAACAGUUUCAGGAAUUGCUGAGGUUGCUGGAUGAGGUCACAUGUCUGGAGACAUCAAUGAGAUGCCAGCUCUACAAUGUCUUUCCAUGGAUUAUUAAAUUUCUCCCUGGACCCCAUCAAAAACUCUUUAACGACUGGGAGAAACUGAAAUUGUUCAUUGCUCAUAUGACUGAAAACCACAGGAGAGACUGGAAUCCUGCUGAACCAAGAGAUUUUAUUGACGCUUACCUCAAGGAAAUGGAAAAGAAUAGGGGCAAUGCUACUUCAAGUUUCCAUGAAGAAAACCUCAUCUACAGCACCCUAGACCUCUUCUUUGCUGGAACUGAGACAACAUCUACAACCCUGCGCUGGGGUCUGCUUUACUUGGCCCUCAACCCAGAAAUCCAAGAAAAAGUCCAAGCUGAGAUCGACAGGGUGAUUGGCCAGUCACAACUGCCAGGUUUAGCUGUUCGAGAGUCCAUGCCCUACACCAAUGCCUUCAUCCAUGAGGUGCAGAGAAUGGGAAACAUCGUUCCCCUGAAUGUGCCCAGGGAAGUGACAGGUGACACCACCCUGGCUGGAUACUACCUGCCCAAGGGGACCGUGAUCGUGACCAACCUGACUGCACUGCACAGGGACCCUGCAGAAUGGGCCACCCCUGACACGUUCAACCCAGAGCAUUUUCUGGAGAAUGGACAGUUUAAGAAAAGGGAAGCCUUUCUGCCUUUCUCAAUAGGAAAGCGGGUAUGCAUUGGAGAACAGUUGGCCAGGUCUGAGCUGUUUAUUUUCUUCACUUCCCUUGUGCAAAGAUUUACCUUCAGGCCCCCAGACAAUGAGAAGCUGAGCCUCGAGUUCAGAACGGGACUCACCAUCUCCCCAGUCAGCCACCGACUCCGUGCAAUCCCUCGGUCCUGAAGGAGAGGGUGAGGGAGGGAGGGAGAGGAGUAAGGAGAGCAAGAAGAAUUGGUGUGUCCUCUGAGAAUACGGGAAUGGAAAGUGACUCUGAGGGAUGAGGAUAGGAAUUAGAGGAUGCAUGAUCCAAGUUCCAGCCUUGCUGUCUCCUCUCACGGAGCUUUGAGCAGAUCUUUUAUGUUGUGAAUGAUGUUCAUCUAUGAGAUGAAAAGCAGAUGAUGAUUCCUCCACUAAAGGAAGAACUGUCAGAAUCAAAGGGAAUGAUGGACUUUGAAUGGUUUGGGAAAUCAUAUCACUUAUAAAAAUUAUAGCUGAAAUCUGCCUCUUUCCCAUUUGCUUUUUUAGAAAUGGAUUUGCUUCUAGCCUUUGGAGGUGCCUCAGGUGAAAGUGGUGCCAAACGGUUGCUAAGAGUAAAAAUCUUGACCCUGGUCCAGCCAGAGGCUGACCACUAAUGCUCUGACACUUGUGCAAGCUUUAUCUUGCUCUGGCAUCAGAAUGGCCCUCUGGGAAGUCAGGAGGGUAGCUCUUACUCCCUAUUUAUAGGCAGGUAUCUAUGAAGAAGCAGUUUCUGUGACUUACCUAAGGAAAUACUACUGUGGCUUUGGAAUCAGGACCGAGCAGAGUGUGACCACUAUCAACUAAACCUGGGGAACAGGUUUGGGAAAAAACGUGGAAUUAUCUUCUGUCCUAAGGGUACUUCUUUGCCUUAACUCCACCAUCACGCAUUCUGAUUAUUCUUGAGCUGUUUACAUUGGGUUUAACUAUAGGGUAGGUGUGAACUUCUCAUGCAAAUAGAUGAUCAGCUUUUGAAUGGUGUUACCAGCCCAAACUCAACUGAGCCCUGGUACAGUCUUUUAUAGUAGAGAACCAGCAAUGCCAGGAUCCUGCUCAAUACCUCUGCAUGUAGUUGCCGAGGGGAGACAAUGGCCGGAAAAUUGAAGGCCACGUAACAUUGAUGGUCCACAGAGUUUUGACACCAACCCCAAAUGCAAGCAAACACACAAACACUUGCUAAACUGGACUUAAACAAGCCCAUGUGACCCUAAUGGAUGAUGAGAAACACAUGGCCCAGUCAUCGCUGUUGCAUCCCUAGCUGACAGUUGGCCUACCAUCAGAACUGUGCAAAGACCAUCUGAGAUGAACUGGACCCAAGCAUCUCUAGCUGCUGAAUCCAGAUGCAUUGAGUGAUCCCAGCUGAGAUGAGAACUGCCCGACUGAAUCUAGCCGAAACUGCCAACCUUAGAUUUAUGAGUUAAAUGGUUAUUGUUUUAAGCCACUGUUUUCAGGUGCGUUGUUAGACAACAAUAGUUACCUAACACAUUCCUUGAGGGCAGAAAUAGUACCUGUCUUGUUCAAGAACAGUCCCUGGAACAUGACUGAGCUCAAAAAAAUCAUGAAUUAAUGAAUAAAAUAAGGUAGAAGAAUUAUGAGCUGGUGCUCAAUUGGACCGAUCACUCCAAAUUAGAUCUCUGCCACUACCCCUCUGUCCUUGUUACCUCAUUUCAGUGACGUAUUUCUCAGUCCUCAUGCCAACUUCUGUAAUAAUCUUUCAGGAACAAAGUGGAGGAGAGUGCAGACUUGUUCUUACCUUACUGUUUCUGUUCCAUUUCCCAGGUGGCUUUCUGAAAUGGGGCCACCUCUUCCUUUUCCCCGUGCUUAUUGCUCAAGAAUAGGCUGAUAUCCCUGGAUGGGUAUUUUGUCCAAUAUCUGGGUCACACUGUGUUUUUGUGCAUUCACCAUGAGCUAUGUGUUCUCUAAAAAGCUAAGAACAUUUCCUUCUGCUUUUGAAGCAGAUAAGAAAUUAAACUAAGCAAAAAUAAGGGUUACUUUUAGGGGCUGUCACGGAAUCAUUGAUGAUACCCGUUGCAACAGUCAGGGUCAGAACACAGGCUUCUUUCUCUUAGUCCAAAUAUAUCAAAGGUCCAAAGAUAUCAGAGGGCUUUGAUGUUCAUAAAACGUAAAAGAUUCAGGGGUGUGGAGGACUGUAGCAUGAAGAGUUAGAUGACCUGGGUGCCGGGCCUUAAUUCAGUUCUAGGUUUUACCAUUUAUUAACUUUUGCUUGUGAAUUAAACAGACUACUUUACUUUCUGGAACUCCUAUCUUAUUCUGCAAAAUACAAUGAAAUAAUACCUACUGUGGUCAAUUAUGAGACUGAUCAUAAGAGCCACUAUCCCUCUCUGGGUUUUUCUUUGUGGUGCUCCUCCCCAUGGGACCAUUAUGUAUAAUUGUCCUGAUACAUCCAAGAAUGGCCACGUUAUUUGCUCAAUAAAAUGAGCAGAAGUUCCA